Messenger RNA from Octopus sinensis (East Asian common octopus), 1718 nucleotides. RefSeq names its product DNA-binding protein D-ETS-4. Gene Ontology annotation, biological process: regulation of transcription by RNA polymerase II; cell differentiation. Gene Ontology annotation, cellular component: nucleus. Gene Ontology annotation, molecular function: sequence-specific DNA binding; DNA-binding transcription factor activity, RNA polymerase II-specific. Lineage: Eukaryota; Metazoa; Mollusca; Cephalopoda; Octopoda; Octopodidae. The record is from RefSeq and is a predicted model, not a curated record. Bases 462 to 1598 code for a protein of 378 amino acids. The transcript has 6 exons.
UGCACUCAAGUCUUGAAACCGUUCGCGUCAACACGUCUUGGCGUCGUUGAACAUUUUUUCUUCUCUAAACACAUCGAAGACUUGAGCUGUUUUCUGUAAAAAAAAAACAAAGCAACAGUCAAACAUUACCAUUACUUCUAUUCAUAACAAAUCAUUAUUUCAACCAAAGAACAAAUGGAUUUAUUUAAAUCAAUCUUAAUCAACUAAUUAAAACUUCGUUUAAAUAUCUUAAAUCGCACUUGUUAAAAACCAAAACAUUUAAUUGUUGAUCACCUGAUACUUUUUAACACACAAAACAAUCUUAUCGUUCCAGUAUUGUUUUCAUACACUUCUAAAUUAUACAUCCGCAGAUAAACAUAUAUAUGUUUAUAUAUAUAAUAUAGAGAAACAUCUAUAUAUUUUACAAUUUGGAUUGGACUUUAAUACAUUUUUCUCAAAGAACUCAAAGAAUUUUUCUGACAAUGCCUCAGAGUCGUUUUCCCGCAAUUGAUCUCUACCAGAACUUGACAGAGGGCACCCUUGACUCAGCACAAGAUUACUACUUGGCCCCUGACCCGAUUCUCCCAUCGUACUCCAUCAAACUCGAACCCUCUUUGAGUCCGAGUGACAAUUGUUUAAUGAACGAAUCUUACCGGGAGUUGCUCGUUGACCCCUUGAUGCCACAGUGUGUCAACCCCGUUGCUAAUUGCCAGGAUCAUGGGCCACACUUUAUGAACGACAACUGCAGCGAAAUCCUAAACCUUGACGAAAUUAAACUGAAUGCGCAACCAAACCAUGAAAUGAGCACAAAUAAAUCAGAUCCACGCAACUGGUCAGAAAAUGAAAUAAAGCAGUGGAUAAGCAGCAGACUGGAUCUCUAUUCUAUUCCAGUUGAUUCUAUUGAUUGGCCUAAUAUAAACGGUGCUAUGAUGUUUACAAUGAGCCGUGAUCAACUUCGGUUCCAGCUGCAAAACAAGGCCAUAGCUGAUAUUUUGUUUAAUGACAUGCAGAAGUUGAUCUAUGAUGUCCAAAUUGCCGAUGCCUUCUUCUAUUCGCCUUCCUCUUCCAACUCCAGUAGUGACUUUGGCCUCCAUCAAACCAUGUCCGACAGUUGCAAAACUGAACAAUUUAGGAUGCUUAACGAAUACAUGAACAUGGUCAGUUUCCCAAACGAUUGUCUUUCCGGAUCGGACGAAGGGAACGACAGCAAUGAUAGCUCUGACAGCAGUACCGAUAGCUCGGAACUUAGCUCUUCAAUUACGACCAUCGAUAAAAAGACUUUUGAUCCAGAACCGUUAUACAAAGAACAAAAACCAAGAGAAACACCUCAAAUAACUAAGCACAAACAGAACAUACACCUGUGGCAGUUUUUAAAAGAAUUGCUGUUGCAAGGGGACAAAUACAUAAAAUACAUCAAAUGGUUGGACCCCAAACAAGGGGUUUUCAAAAUUGAGGACUCAAGCAACGUUGCCCGACUUUGGGGUGAGCGUAAGAACAGACCAGCAAUGAACUACGACAAACUCAGCCGCUCGAUCCGACAGUAUUACAAUAAAGGUAUAAUUAAGAAAACUGAGAAGAACCGGCGCCUGGUUUAUAAAUUCUGUCCAGAUUAUUUGUAAAUCAAAGAGAGGAACCAAAGCAUGAGACUUUUAGCAAACUUAAACCAAAGAUUUUGGUUAUAAGUUUAAGGAAUGGCGAUGCAGAUUAAGUUUUGGUAUUUUUUCCCCCCUCUUUUUUUU